This is a messenger RNA of Peniophora sp. CBMAI 1063, 1746 nucleotides long. The record is from the annotation of a GenBank genome assembly. Lineage: Eukaryota; Fungi; Basidiomycota; Agaricomycetes; Russulales; Peniophoraceae.
AUGGGCGAGGUCUAUGACCUCGCCAAGGCUUCGUACAAUGAGACUCUGAGGCAGGCUGUUCUCGAAGAGGUACAGCUCUGUUGUAUCGAUAUCAAUCAUGCGUACAACAUCAUCGUAGGCUUUGAAAACUUGGAGGACUCGUCUGCGUGCUCCACUCACCGCCGCAACACUCGACGCGUUCUCAAGAAGAUUCAGUGGCAACUUCUGCGAGCUUCCGACGCGGCCAAAUACGCCAAACGCUUCGGAGAGAAUCAUAAAAGGCUCAACUCGUUCAUUCCCUUGCUCGGACAUCAGUCAACGUCACAUCUUUUGGAUGAGCAACAUUCUUCCAUUCUAGCAGCACUUCGCUACGACCUACUGCUUGCGCAAGGUCAGAGUCAUGUGUUCCUCAAGUACGCCGAGGAUAUCAAGUCUGUAACACUUCUUGCCCUUCGGGAGACCACGAUGCCAUCACGAUCAUAUGUGAUUGAACAAACCCUCUCCCGCCCAUAUUUUGCUUCGUCUCCCACAAGACGACUCGUGUCUCGCGUUCAACGUGUCGCCAACAUGAUCUUUGACUCGCUCUCCCCUCAUACGCCACGAGAUCAACGGGAGCGGUUGUUAUCUUUGCUAGCGCCAUUCCUUGUAGCAGGCGCUGCAUAUGUGGUCUACAGCAAUGUAGGCCCUCAAUGGAAAACUGCAAGCCUCUGGUCUGCCGUUUGCGCGCUUGUUGUGCAGGUCUUGUGGCUUCAGUCAUCCAUACCGACGUAUCCCGGAUCCAGUCACGGGAACUGUGUGUUCCUGAUUGGACUACUUGGAGAGGAAAUCACUGUGCCCACUCAAUUCUGCUCAUCAUACGAGACCUUCCACGAGUUCGUGAACCUCCUCUACUCUAGGACCAUAGGAGCAUCCGAUUUUGUGCUUACCAAGUGCUAUGAGCUGUUCGAGGCUGAGACAUUGGCGCUGAUCUCGGGGACCAACUGGAAGGCUCAAAUACGACCUGGAAUCCGCAUGGAGAUGGGAUUGAUAUUGAUAGGAGGAAUGAUAGACAAUCUGUCCUGUUGUCCUCACUGCGACUCCGAGUAUAGCACUCGUUCAACCUCGAGCGAAGUUGUCUGGUGCUAUGGCGCUGACCAUAAGUCCGCUCUUUCCCGGAUGAAUGCACCGGUGACUACCUUGACAACAGCAGCCCAGCACGUCAAUUAUGUCGAUGCCAACGCGGCCAUGUCGUUCGCGCGCCGAUGUCGCCGUAUCCAUGCUGUCAAUUUCCAACCCACAUCCGACUACACACCGGAGCAUUUGCAAUGGGCAUCGCAGCGAGUUCUGGAAUCCUUGAUCUUCGACCAGGACACGUUCUCAAGAUCAAGCAUCGCUUAUGCACUCUUACGGUCGCACAUCCAGUCCGUCAGUAGCUGGGAUCCUCAAUAUGCUAUCUACGAAGAAGCCUUACACGCAAAUAGGCUUGUGUAUGAUGCCGUACUUGAGAAGCUCAUGCAGGGUGCAGUGAUCAACGGCACGCAUGACAGUACGGUGUUCAAAAGACCGAUGACUGUUGUGCAAGGGUUGCUCGAGCGAAUGGUUUUUGCACUAGGUGCUUUCAUUGAGGAGCCAUCUGGAGAACACUUAUGCGAAUGGGAAGACAUCGUGGUGGACUACUCAGACACGCAGCUUCCCCCUAACGAGCGAGCGGAGUUUAACGAACUCGUAAGAGAUCAUCGAAUCAUCAGUAGCGACCUGCGUGUUGGCUUCGGCUUCGGGGAGAGAUGA